GCCCCAGCCCCCUGCAGGCGCGGCCGAGCGGAGCCCUGGUCCCUGCGGUGGGCGCUCCCCAGAGUCGGCUCUGGGAAGCCCGCUCCGACGGGAAGACCGAGCGGGCUCCCGCCCCCGCCCCGCGGGAGGGGCUGUCGGAACAAGCAGGCGCCAAGCGCCCGCAGCUCUCGCCCAGGGUUGGCGGUGGACGACGCUAGCCCCGGGGAGGCGGGAGGCGACGGGACUGGCGGCCGCAGAGGUGCAGGCGCUCGGCGGGCGGGACCGCCGUUCCCCGCCUUCCCCAGGCCCCGCCCGCCCCGUCGGUAGCCGAGGGUGGCAACCGGCAGGUCCGCCCCCUGCGUCACCGCACGGCCCGCGCGCGAAGCCCACGCCCGGCGGAAGCGCGCGGCCGGGGAGAGGCCAGCGCUGAGCAGCGGCGACGUCCGGACUGCCGGGGACGGACAGGUAGCGCGUGGGGGACCCGCAGCUCGAUCUGGUGGCGAAGAGGCCUGUGGCCAGGACGGGGGUCAGGGAAGGGGCGCUGUCUGUCCGGUGCGCACAGCCGCCAGGGCCGCGGUCUGCAGGCCGGAAGGGGGGCGCUGCACGUGCUGGAAGCCGCUCCGCUGGAAAGGACUGGAGCUCCAGGCUGAAGGGGCCCUGCGGAUGCGGGGUAGGGGGCGUAGAGCCGGAGGAGGGGCGUGUUCUCUGGCUGGAGGGACCCUGCGGAUGCGGGGUGGGGGGUGCUGUAGAGACCCGGGCCGCACAGCUGCGGGAGGCGUCUGUGGUUCCUGAUCCCCCCACCCCACCGCAGGAUGGGCAGUAGCUCGCUGUCGGAGGACUACCGCCUGUGCCUGGAGCGCGAGCUGCGGCGGGGACGCGCGGGCGUGUGCGGGGACCCCUCGCUGCGCGCCGUGCUCUGGCAGAUCCUGGUGGAGGACUUCGACCUGCACGGGGCGCUGCAGGACGACGCGCUGGCGCUGCUCACCGACGGCCUGUGGGGCCGCGCCGACCUAGCACCCGCGCUGCGCGCCCUGGCCCGCGCCUUCGAGCUGCUGGAGCUGGCCGCUGUGCACCUGUACCUGCUGCCCUGGAGGAAGGAGUUCACCACCAUCAAGACCUUCUCAGGGGGCUACGUGCACGUGCUCAAGGGUGUACUCUCGGAGGACCUCCUCCUCAAGAGCUUCCAGAAGAUGGGCUACGUGCGCAGGGACAACCACCGCCUCAUGGUGACUGCCCUUCCCCCAGCCUGCCAGCUGGUCCAGGUGGCCUUGGGCUGCUUUGCCCUCCGGCUCGAGUGCGAGAUCCUGGGGGAGGUGCUGGCCCAGCUGGGCACCAGUGUGCUGCCGGCUGAGGAGCUGCUGCAGGCCCGGCGGGCCAGUGGGGACGUGGCCUCCUGUGUGGCCUGGCUGCAGCAGCGGCUGGCCCAGGACGAGGAACCACCGCCCCUGCCCCCCCGGGGCUCUCCUGCUGCUUACAGGCCCCCCCUGGACUUGUACCGGGACCUGCAGGAGGAUGAGGGCUCUGAGGAGGCCAGUCUGUACGAGGAGCCGUCCCCAGGCCCAGACUCGCCCCCCGUGGAGCUGGCCUACAGGCCCCCACUCUGGGAGCAGAGUGCCAAAUUAUGGGGCUCUGGGGGCCGGGCCUGGGAGGCCCCAGGUGAGGAGCUGUCUCGGGCCAGCAGCCCACCCUAUGGGGCCUCAGAGGAGGAGCUGGAGCCUGAGCCCUCAGCCUUCUCCUUUCUCUCUCUGCGCCGAGAGCUGAGUCAGCCUGGAGACCUGGCCGUUCCCGAAGCCCCCAGGAGUCCUGGGGGGGCCAGUCCCCGACGCAUGAGGCCAGAAGAGGCAUCGGCCUCAGCCUACGGGGCUGCCCCUGAUCCCCCAGGCUACCAGGCGCACGGCUGCCUGCUCCCGGGCGCACUGCCCACCCUCUGCUGCGACACUUGCCGCCAGCUGCACGCAGCCCACUGCUCGGCCCUGCCCGCCUGCCGCCCCAGCCACUCACUGCGCGUGUUGCUUGGGGAGACCCAGCGUCGCUUGUGGCUACAGCGCGCUCAGAUGGACACCCUGCUCUACGACAGCCCUGGGGCCCGACCCUAGGCCCCGAGGGGCCCCAGGUCGAGGGCUUUUGGGAGACAGUUCCCAUGGUGCUUCUCUUUGGGGAUAUGGCCCGAUGGCUGCCCUGCCCUGGGCAUGGAAGAAGUUAGAGUCCAGGCCCCACUUGGGAGGGGCUGGGGGGGGUUGCCCUUGUCUCAUACAAGGCACCUCCUGAGGGGGCCAUUCCCUGUCCUUGGUACCCAGGCCAUGCCCACCUGUGGAGGGUGGAGGGGCCCAGCCUACUUGUCCAUGUCACGUGCUCAAACCUCUCCCUGAAAAGGAACCCUGACCCCUCAGGCCCUCUGGCUGGCCUGUAGCUCCUGACCUGCUCCACGAAGUCUGUGGUCCAGGACAUGUCACUUCCUUGUCUCCAGGGUGUUACCCACACAGGGAGGCCCCUGAGAUCCUGCAGCUGGCACUAAGGCCAGGCGGGGCCUCUGCCUGGUGCACAGUGGACCUGGCUGUGGGUCCCCUGGCCCUUCUCCUAGGGUGUCACAGGCACAGCCGACAGGGCCAGCUUCCCAGACAGAAAAGGGUGACCGAGAGCUGCAGCUGUCCGGGAACAGGUGGUAGGAGGCACCAGCCUGGCCGUGAGCAUCACUCCCCUGCCAGGAGGACAGAGGUCCUCAGCAGCACCCCAGCCUUCCAGGUGGAAGGUGGGAGUGAGGGGCCUCGCAGGCUGCUGGGCUUGUGGUGGGUCCAGUGGGUAAAGGUGCAGCCAGUUCCCGUGUAGCUGCUCCUGAGGCAGCACCGUCCCCAGGCUGGGGAGGAGGGGUCUGGCCUGGCCCACCUUUGGGACUGAUGCUCUUGGCCUGGGCUAUUGGGAGGCUGUUCUGGGCUUGCCCCUCCCUGGCCACCAGGGUACUGGGCACCACCCUCAUCCCUCCAACCCAACCCACCCCCUUCCCAGCACACUCAGAGGAGACU
Molecule: messenger RNA, 2999 nt
Organism: Microcebus murinus (gray mouse lemur)
Lineage: Eukaryota; Metazoa; Chordata; Mammalia; Primates; Cheirogaleidae
Gene: SPATA2L
Product: spermatogenesis associated 2 like
Cellular component (GO): cytoplasm
Source: RefSeq, a predicted model, not a curated record